Molecule: messenger RNA, 1753 nt
Organism: Zingiber officinale
Lineage: Eukaryota; Viridiplantae; Streptophyta; Magnoliopsida; Zingiberales; Zingiberaceae
Exons: 10
Coding region: 85-1521 (478 amino acids)
Biological process (GO): interstrand cross-link repair
Cellular component (GO): Fanconi anaemia nuclear complex
Source: RefSeq, a predicted model, not a curated record
UGGUUGAACCCGAAUCCGCUUUUCCUCUCCACCAUUGCUUUCGGUUCGUGAUCGAGGGCAUCGGAGCCGAGGUUGGAUGGUGCGAUGGGUUGGUCUCAUCCCGACGUCUCUCUCGACGAUCUCCUGCUCCUCGUCAAGGGCUUCGUUGACAUCCUAAUUCUCACCAAUGGCUACCAGUCCUCGGGUCUCCCUGCUGUCUGGGACGCUGCCACCAUCAAGAACGCUGUCCAUUGGGGUCUCUUCUUCCAGGACGUGUUUAAGAGGAUAAGUGGCUCCAAACAUUAUGAAGAAUCGCUAAACGAACUUGACAAAGCUUUGAGGGAUAUUAUAUCCAAUCCAUCUUUCCCACAGGGUCUGGUCUAUCUGUCUUCAUCAUCACUUUGUAAUGCAAGCGAUCUGGUUAUUGAAUAUUUACUUCAAGUUGACAAUCUGGGAGCUAAACAUUUGAUUUCACUUUUAACAGCAAUUGUGGAGAUGGAUGUUAAUGACCUUACUGGUCUAUGUAAUGUCAAUCCAUCUGCUUAUGCAGAUAGAUUGAUUCUGCAGAUGGAAUCACUAAAGUUAUUUUCAAAGGAUAAGGGAAAUAUAGUUAACUCUGGAGCUUCUUCGACUGCAAGUGAUCCAAACAUUUGCCAUGUUGCAAAGGCUAGAAAUUGCAACCUUUCUCUUUCUGAAGCCAAAGAAUGCAACUUUGCUGAUCCUUCAUGUUUUUUGAUUCAUGAAAUUCUUAAGAGGCAAACUCUUAUUUCAUGCACAUCUUCAGUAGAGAAUUGCUUAAACUCCUUUUUAAUGCUGGUCUUAAAGGAGUGCCUAGUUUCACACAGAAAGAUCUCCUUGGAAGGGAGAUCAUCAGCUACUAAUUCUCCAGAGAACAUGUCCGAGUUUUUCCAUUGGAGCCAGUGGCGGAUGAGGUGUUUAUUAUAUUUAACAGACAAAAGAACAAUCAAAAUUCUCUCUGGUGCCAAAUUGAUUUUCAGUGCUCCCAAGGUACAAUGGAUUAAAGUCCUUGACCAAUUAAAAUUUUCAUCAGAUGUUGAGGAUGGACACCUUCUCGAAAUUGUGGAAAUAUCAUUGUUGGGCUUUAUAUCUUGCAAAUGGAUAGAUUUGAUCGAAAAGUUUGUAUCUCAUUCAUGUGAUUACCUUCCUAUCUCUGAGCAGUAUUCUCUUCUCCAUUGCGUUGUGGAAGAGAAUUCUAAAUCUACACAUCCACACAUUGAAUCCUUGAGUUCCAUGGAAAAGGAUAUCAUUGAAUAUGUAGCUGCGUUAGUGGAUUCUCAGCAUCACAAAUUAUGGCAGCUAUCCCAUGUACUUGUGGCAGCAGUUCCAUUAUGGUCAAUUUUGUUUAGGGCUAUCUGGAAUGAUAUAGAGAAGCGAUUUGUUGGAGAAGCCUCUUCUCAUAUCAGAUGCAAUGGCUGCAAUCAAGAGGGCAAGGAACACAUCGACUGUGAGGUUUCUGAAAGGAUAAGGUGUCUCUACGCAUUCCAUGUCUCAAAAACUCACUUCAUAUCUAAUGAUGGUUGACUGGUGCAAGCUAGGAUAAUGAAGCAACUGGUGCACAAAUUUGCAACAGGCUAAAAAAUGACUAAGAAACUAAUGCGCGAGGUAACACUGGGGAAUCAAGUUCAUCUUCUAGUGACAUACCAGAACUGUGAAAUAGUUUUUUUUAGGAACUAAUGUUAUGUUUUGGUAACCAUUAAAUAUUGAUUAUUACAUUGAGUUCUGCAGCUAUUCUUCUUACGUGUUUGUUGCUUUC